Seminavis robusta is the source of this 5186-nucleotide messenger RNA. The record is from the annotation of a GenBank genome assembly. Lineage: Eukaryota; Bacillariophyta; Bacillariophyceae; Naviculales; Naviculaceae.
AAACAAAAGAAAAAGAAACAAAAAAAGAAACAAAAAAAGAAACAAAAAAGAAACAAAAAAACAAAAAAAUCAUGACGCCUCCAUCUACCUUCGGUAUUCGUACAUUUCUCUCCCUUUUGACUGUCUUCGUGGUUACCAAGUCAUGUUCCGCUGCUCCUGCCACUGAUGUGACGAGCGAGAAAGCUGCUUACAUCAACGACGAUCCCAACGUCAUCUUCGCCGACGACAAGAACCACGUUGAUGACUCGCUCAGUAGGCUUCGUGGAAGCAGCAACGGACAGGCUCUCCAGGAAAUCCAAACUGAAGUGUCUGCCAACUUGGCCAAAAUGAGGUCUCCUGGUUCCAUCGGUUUGCUCCCCUACAACGAACGAGCUGACAUCAUGGUCGGCCUCCAGAAGUCUGUGAGCAACGUUGUGCUCUAUUUGGCAGACCUUGACUGGAAAAGUCUUCCUAUUGAGGAACCGCAGCAAGCCGAACUCCAUGGACAGUUGACCGAGGCCGUCAAUGAUAGUAAUAAUGCCAUGGAAAAGGCCAUUGAGUUUGUUCGACAGGCUUUCGAAGGUGGUGAUUCCGGUCCUGAGAUGAAUGCCCCCCCAAAGCAAAAGCAAAAUCAACGACGUGCCAAGGAAAAGUCAUCCGAAGAGGACAAUCAAUCUUCCUCCAACAACGAGAACAGCGGCCGCUACAGCCAGGGUCAUCGCAGUUCAUUCCCUGGUAGCUUUUACAAGAAGUUCCACCGCAUGAUGGAUGCUACAACGCUUCGACCCGGAUCCAAGGCUCACAUCAGCAAAAUGCUUGGAAAACAUGAUGGUGCUUUUGCGUCCAAUCACGCCCAUGGCUCUCGGCAUGGCCGUCAUCUCCAACAAGAUAGCAGAGAGGCCAUGUGCGCUCAGCUGGUGGAGUGUGUCCUCUCGAUGAGCCGUUAUGAUACGUUUGUGUACUUCUACUCAGAUGACAUUAACCCAGCCAGUGGUUCGGUCGAUGAUCAGAGGAUUGUUUUUGAUGAAGAAGAUCUCAUUGCGAAGUACAACAGUGCCCAGGAAAAGGCCAACGAGAUCCUCUCGAAUGGCUAUGAUAGUUCUCCAGGUUACUGUGAAGGUAACAUCCAAACUCAUGAAAGUGGCGGUAAAUGCUGCCACAGCUCGUGUGGACAAUGUGGUGGUUAUGGGUGCAAUACCUGGGGUGACAGCGGUCACAAUUGCUGUAUGGGCCAUGUAGUGCGAGAGUGCACUGGACCAGAAGACACUGAAUGUGUAAUUCCCUCUGAAGAUAACUGUGAUCAGCUCCUCCAGAUGUUCCACCGAACCGUAGAAAAUGGAGAAGUCCCCAAAUGGGAAGGUGGUACAGUAGGCCAAGUCUGUCUGGCAGAAGGAACUCCAGCCUAUGUGGACCUGGGUGAUGCCGCAGCUGCCAGUGUUGAUACAUCCACCUUUAGAGAGAAGGCAUGGGAAACGGUUGAGCAGAGAAUUGAAAGUGGACAAGCCUCUGAGCAGUGGGCUGAUACAGGCAUUGAAUUUUCUCGAGUCUCAGUUGCCAGUGAUGGUACGGCGUGGGGUAUCUCACCGUCUGGACAGAUCUAUAUUAGAGGGAAUGGAGGGAAUGAAUGGUAUUCCCGGCCCCUCUAUCCACCCACCACCUAUCUCAUGGAAGUUUCAGUGGCUUCUACUACUCAAGUAGGACUGGAUUCAAAUGGUGAGCUCUUCAAAGCUUCCACCUAUAAUUCAGAUUAUAUGGAGAAGAUAAGUGGUCCAUACAAAGCAGAUCAAGUUUCAGUUGGUGUAGAUGGCACUGUCUGGGGAAUGAGGACGUAUAGCAGCCAAACCAACAAACUUUGCAAACGUGCAGGUGUAGGUUGGACUUGCGACUUCUGUGAAAAGGAUUUCAAGUCUGUUCAUGUUGGCAGUAAGGACCACAUCUACUUCUUGGAACAUGAUACAGAUGACAUUUACAAGUACACUGGUGGUUGGUGCGAGACAACAAAACUAUAUGGUGCAGCCAGGUGGCUCAGUGUUUCUGUUGAUGAUGAUGGAAACGAAAGAGGUGUUUACAUUGUUGGGAAUAGCAACAAUCACAUCUAUGUCCUCAAUAAGGAUAAGGAUAUUUCUUGGGGUGCUUCCAACUCUCCGUGGAAUAAAUUACAAGAGAUAUCAGGAGGGUUUGACAGAGUGUCCAGCAGUGGUGAUGGUGUGCUAUGGGCCACGACACAAAAUGGCCGAAUGUGUGAGUGGAAGGCAGAUAACAAUGGUGACUUUUGGAACUGGGAUACUUGGAACUGGGGGGUUGAUUCAAUCUCAAGUGCAGGCAAGAACCAUUUUCACUGUGGCGCCUCCGAAACCUGGAAGUCUGUUUCAGUUGCCCGAAAUGGAGAAAUUUGUGGAUUCAAAGGCUCUUACGUCGUUUAUUGUAAGUGGAAGGUGGGUCAGAGCUACACAUUAUGGACUUCACAGGAUGGAAUUGGUCUCUGGACUACAUUUCAACACAUGGACAUUGGAGUAUCAAGACGCAACAUGUAUGUGAGUGGGAACAAUGCUGACAUCCAAAGACGAAAGCAAAGGGGGUGGGAAUCAUUUGCCAAUCUCCCCAAAGCUAUGAUGCAUGUAUCAGUCACUGACGAUGGGAGCUGGGUAUGGGCAGUGGAUGUUGAUGGCAAUGUCUGGAGAGUGAGUUCUGAAGUGUCAGGAGAUUUCGAGUCUUUGCCUGGCAGGCAGACAGAAAUUGCCGCCAUCAGUAAACAUGAGGUCUGGGCCGUUAACGGCUAUGGAACUCUCUAUCACACCACCAACAGUGGGGGUACUUGGACGGAAAUUGAGAAACCCCAUGGUGUAAGCAUGAAGCGGAUAUCCGCAGCAAGUGAUGGUAGUGUGUGGGCCAUUGAUGCUGGAAACACAAUUUACCGUUUUGAUGAAAAUCUCUCCAACAGUGGUGGAUCCGGAUGGAUCAAUGAGAAUGGUGGGUUCACCUUUUUUGAUGUUGCCGUUGGUAGUCAAGGAGAUGUGGUCGCCGUGAGCCAUGGCUCAACCAGGCAGUACACUGGCAUUGAUGUGCACUUCGGAUAUCUGUCCAACUCCUUUGGGAAUGCAGUAAGGACAUUUGCAGAAGAGGCCCUUGACUGCGCAAAGGACCUAUUCUUUGAAAACAGUGUACGGUCCAACAGCUUUGUGACAUAUGAAGCUUCUGGGACUGGCAGUGUAAGAGAAUGGGAAUUGGAACCGUUUGUUUUUGGUAUUGGUGGAACGGAGCCAAGUGACAUCAAUGGCUAUCGCAUUCCUGUUUCUGUUGAUUUCUUUGGAUCUGCGUCUUCUGGCAGAGACAAACAUGGCCACUUGAUCAGCAAUACAGUUCCAGGCUUUGUAUUCAAGAAGUACACCGACUUGAUUGCCGAGUACAACAUUUGUGCCUCAGGGCUCGUAACCCAAUUUGAUACGACAUUGACAGAGGCCCUAAAUAAUGAAACCGUGACGGAUGCCACAAUAGGGAAGGAUGUAUUUGAUGGGAAAAUGGAUGAGUUUGUGGAUGACCUUGGCAAAGACUGCAUAUCACCUAUGUUUGAUCAGAUUGGCGCUGGUCUGGAGUUAGUGUUUGGUGAAAAACCAAGCCCUGGUUUCAUUUGUGGGAUGAAAGGAGCCAUCAUUUCCCAGGAAAGCAUUAUGCCAGGUUACUGCUGUCUUGAUGCCCCCUAUGAGUUGCAAGGGGAUGCAUGGGGACAUCCUUAUGACUGCUCCACUGCCACACAUUGCCAAAAUGUUGGUCCCUAUUUUUCGGGCAUGAGUGUUGAGGCAUGUGAUGCACAGGGAGGCACAUGGUGCCCCCAACCAUCUGACUGUGGAGUCCUUAUGACUUGUAUCCAGAAUGAAAUCAAUGAUGCCAGCAGUUCUGUAGCCUACAAGGAGUAUCUCAGAUUGGCCCCUAAUGUGGCGAUUACCACAGAUAGCAUCCAGUGUGGAAGGGCGCGGCAAUAUUUUGGGUAUGAUGCUCGCUUUCUCAAUGACCAGGCAAUCUGUGAUGAUAUCCAUGAGCUUCGCCUUUCCAAAGACUUCUCAUUUAUGGAUGAGUUCCUGGGAGGACAAGCUGAUGGUGGAGGCACGGCCCCAGGCAAUACUACCGGUGAUUACACGGAACUAAACAUUGCACCCUUGACGAUCAUUGAAAUUGCACCACCCCCCGUUCCAGAUUUCAAACUUGGGAAGGUGAACUAUACUCAUUCGGGUUUAAUGAAGCAAACCAAAGGACAGGGCUGGCGGGCAACCAAUUUUGCACUUCGGACAGCCUUGGGCGUGGUGUACUUUGUUCGAGGCAUUUUGGAUUCUGCUGCUUGUCCAGAGACUGGCUGUACACCAGUGGAUAUUGGACUGGCAAAUUUGUGUCAAGCAGCACAUUUUGCAGCAUCAUCGGCGGUUGAAGUAGCUGCCCACAUAAUCAAUGUGGCCUUAGACAUUUCUGAGUUUACUUACGAAGAGGCUAUGGAACAAGGCAAUAAUGAGCCAUGGCAGAUCUUCGAUAGAGUCAAGGCCAUCAAGCACAACAUGGACCUCACUGGGGAGUAUAUUCAACAUCGGUUUGAGCAGCAAAAUAACUUCAUUCAAGCUCACCAUGUUGCAAUGAGUAAUAUGUUGUAUGAGCAUCAGGAUUCAAUUGGAGGCAACUUGACACUACACCAUUCCCUGCAUGCCAUUACACAGGAAAAAGUGAAUCAGACAUAUGACCAAGUUGUAGCGCUUGAUGCAAAGAUCACAGAACUUCAGUGCGCCAAUUCGUUCGACCUGCAGGUUGAAAUUGUUUCUGUGGCCCCCAAGCAGGUGCUUGUGCUUACCACGUUCGAAGGUGCCCUGACAGACUAUACAACACUCAUCAUCAAGGGUGUUGAGGGCGGCAUGUUUGUUUCAGUGACUCCUACAGUGCUUGGACUAGAGACAGGCAGAGCUAUUUUGGAAUUGUCGGGGACAACAGCAACCGCCUUCACCUUUGAUGCCAAACUCACUACCAAUGACAAGGUGUACGUUCAGUCUACAUUGGCUUCCUUUGGAGCCCUUUGCUAGCUAGGUAAUGGGCUUCGUGGGCCUACAGUAUAAACCUGGAUCUGAAACUGACAAAAACAUGCAAGGAAUAUGUCCAGCGCUUGUCGUGGAUUGCGAGGUAGCCGCACCACGGCCGCACGUUAAGAGAAUACAUAACAGUUGCUUGUUUGC